Messenger RNA from Blastomyces gilchristii SLH14081, 189 nucleotides. RefSeq lists its product as uncharacterized. The record is from RefSeq and is a predicted model, not a curated record. The coding region runs from base 1 to 189 and encodes 62 amino acids. The transcript has a single exon. Lineage: Eukaryota; Fungi; Ascomycota; Eurotiomycetes; Onygenales; Ajellomycetaceae.
AUGAUGAUGAUAAGAAGAGCAGAGAAAGAACUGAAUGCAGAUGAACUAAUCAGCAGAAGAGAUGAUACCUCACUGCAAGGCAUGGCUGCUACUGCCGCGGCUGUAAGAGAUGCAGAAGAAGAAGAAGAUGUGACAAUGAAAGCAGUGCUCUCACAGCUCAUUGAUGCUGCUGUCUCUGCCUUUAACUGA